AUGAUGACAAAGAGCUAUAAAAGACUUGAAGAUGGAAGGGACAAACUCGAUGGGAUUACAGAUCUUCCUAUUAAUGUCAUAAAACAAAUUCAGGAGCACAUGACUAUUGAGGAUGUCGCAAGAAAUAGUGUCUUGUCCAGUAAGUGGAGACAUAUUUGGGCUUCAAAUCCAAAGCUCACAAUUUCUGCGGACUUCUGCAUAAAGGGAAAGCAAUCAAGCACAACAGACAUCAUUAAUAGAAUGCUACAUUUGUCAAGAAAUGGUCUUGUGGAGCUCACCCUCCAGAAUCCAGGAAACCAGAAUGCUCCUUAUAAGUUGCCUUCCUAUGUGUACGAUAUGGAACUUGAACAAUUGAGUCUGUCAAGCUGCAUUUUCAGACCGCCUUGCAGUUUUGGAGGUUUCCACAAGCUCAAAAGCCUUAAAUUAGAUGGAGUCGCCUUUGAAUUAGACGUUGCAACUUCUUUCCUCUCUAUUCCAAACCUUCUGGAUCUGAUGUUUGUACAGUGUAGUGGUGUUCAUCACUUGAAUACAAUUAAAUGGAUUACUUUCAAGGACUGUCGGAAGGUAAAACUUUUUGCAGUUAUACCACAAGAAGAAGUUUCACAAAACAGACAGAAUGAAGCAAUGAACUUAGUAAAACUUCUCAGCAGCUUGUAUGAAGUUAGAGCACUUAUCUUGGACGGAUGCUCCCUCAAGUUUUUAGCUUCUGGUGAUGUAGCCAAUCUCGAAUUUUAUGGUUUCGAUUUUAAUGAUGAAGAUCAAAUUUGUUCCCUUCUAUGCAUCCUUAGAAGUUCUCCCAAUUUGAAGUUACUUAACCUUUUGUUGAGUCGGAUCAAGAAUGGUUCCAGAAAAAUAGAUGUAAAUCAGUUGAAAGGACAAGGCUUCAGGAUUGAUGAACUCAAAAACCUUCGAGCUCUGGGAAUACAUAGAUUCCAUGGUUCAAGAGUGGAAUUGUUGUUUGUAAGGUUAGUACUGACUUCUGUGCCUAUUCUCGAGAAGAUGAUCAUUAACGUAACGUAG
This is a messenger RNA of Nicotiana tabacum (common tobacco), 1020 nucleotides long. RefSeq names its product F-box/FBD/LRR-repeat protein At1g13570-like. Lineage: Eukaryota; Viridiplantae; Streptophyta; Magnoliopsida; Solanales; Solanaceae. The record is from RefSeq and is a predicted model, not a curated record. Gene Ontology annotation, molecular function: protein binding.